This is a messenger RNA of Thelazia callipaeda (thelaziosis nematode), 417 nucleotides long. NCBI's taxonomy places the organism in Eukaryota, Metazoa, Nematoda, Chromadorea, Rhabditida, Thelaziidae. The record is from the annotation of a GenBank genome assembly.
AUGCAAGGCCCUUCAGUCCAGGAAAUUGUCAUGAAUGAGAAUGUUGAGAUCAGAUUCGAUAGGCGAGUGAGAACUGCAAUCAGAAUAAAAGCGGAUCGACCGGAUAUCAUGAUACAUGAUAGGAAGCGACGUGAAGUAAUCCUGAUUGAGGUUGGCAUCACUAAUCAAGAGGAACUGACAGCAGUCGAGACCGGGAAAAAACGCAAAUAUGAUGUACUGGCCAGUAAAGUUGGGUCAGAGAUGAAAUGCAGGACCAAAACAAUCCCCUAUGCGAUGACUUGUGAUGGAAUUGGAAGAAACCUUUACAAACGCUAUGCGAAGGAGAUCAUUAUACCUGAUCACGUUGGGGCAUAUAUUCAAUUAGUGCUCAAGAAGACGCUCCAAAACAUUUUAGUUGAUGACCACCAUGGAAUUUGA